Molecule: messenger RNA, 2099 nt
Organism: Maniola jurtina (meadow brown)
Lineage: Eukaryota; Metazoa; Arthropoda; Insecta; Lepidoptera; Nymphalidae
Product: hydroxyacyl-thioester dehydratase type 2, mitochondrial-like
Exons: 1
Coding region: 1-477 (158 amino acids)
Source: RefSeq, a predicted model, not a curated record
AUGAAUAAGAUGCUGUCAAACAGAUUUCCCUAUAUAGCAGUCAAUAAUAAAAAUUAUCAAAAGAUAUGCAAGAUUCACACAACUUCAUUCAGCCGAGCUUCAUUUAAAGCAGGUGAUAAAAUAAGGAUACAAAAGACCUUAACUCAAAAAGAUCUGGAUACAUUCUCGAAUCUCACGAGUGAUCACAAUUACCUUCACAAAAAUAGUGGGAAUAAACGGCCAAUUGUUCAUGGAGCAUUUUUAAAUGGUUUGGUAGCAGGGUUGAUCGGUACUCACUUACCAGGACCAGGGACAGUUCUAGUUUCACAGACUAUGAAAUUUCCUAACAAGUGUUUUGUUGGCGAGAAACUGACCAUAAGUGUUGAACUUGUGGAUGUCAGAAAAAUCCUGAAAGUGAAGUUUUUCUGUAUUGUCGAGGAAGAGAAAAAGGUUGUGUUUGAAGGUGAGGCCAAAUUAAUGUUGGCCAAAGACUGUUGAGAUUAUUUAUACACAUAAUUUAUGUUUUUUACCAUAAAAUUACUAGGUAUAAGUUUUAUUUUAUAUACAAAUCUGCUUUGAAUAUAUGCUAAUUCUAUGUUAGUGUAAGCUAAGAUGUCUUUGUGAAUAUAUUGCUGUGUUUUGAAGUGACAAUUUUGCAAGAGAACAAAAUUCAUUUAAAAAAGCAAUUUAUAUUAAAAAUAUUUAAAAUUGUUCACUGUCCAUUAUGUACAAUAUUAUAGUCAAUAACCUCUCGAGACUGAUAGCCUUUAGAAUAUUAUUUAUUUAAUAAUACAAUGAAAAAUAUAAUAUUGAUUUAACUGUGUCCAAAUAAAUUUCUUGUGUAUUAAUAAUUGUUAUUCUUAAAUGAGAAAAAUCAUUCAGUUCAGUUUUUACAAAACGAAAUUGCUGGCAGGAUUGAUGAAAUGCUACUUGUUAAUUCUAGAAUAUAAGAUGGUGAUCCAGUCUAAGUAGGAUUUUCAUUUCUAGUGAUAGAUUUUCUAAUAAUUAGAAUUAAAGAUACAUUUAGUAUUUGCUCAGGUUUGUAGGUUCUUGGUUUUCAAUUUUUGUAGUGUAGUUCAUUUUGUAAUUCAGAAAAAAUAUUGGUCUUUACAUUAUAAUAAGGAUAUAGUGUAGGAUUAUGGUAGGAGCAAGCAAAAUAUUGCUUUACCACAAUCAAUUAGUUAGGGUUAAACUUUUAAAAACAAGAUUCUGUGAUUAAAUAUUCCUAAAUUAUCAAUAAUUAACAUUUAUCUAUUGCACCAUGUUAUUAUAAUUUGGGGGAUUCUUAUUUAAAGUCUAAAAACCACAUUCAAUAUUGUUUGGUAUAGAAUAUACCUAAAUUAAUUUUGAUUGCUUGCAAUUAGAAUGAAAUGCAAGUGAAGUAGAAAGUAAUAAAGAUCUUUAAAGAGUAAUAAUAAUUAAUUUAUCGAUGUAAUUAUAUUUUUAGGAAAUAAGCAAAGCAACACUUUGUCAGCUUUUAGCAGCGCUAUUUGCUAAGCGCGCAAAUUGUUUUCAGCGCUGAUGCAGUGUCACCUUUCCACUUUUAUCGAAUUCAAAAACCGGUCAAGUGCGAGUCGGACGGACACAAAAGGUUCCGUCCCUUCAUACAAAAUGUAACUAUAUCUACUUUUAAUUUUUUUUAAUUUGCAUGGCGGGCAUUUUGAAUUUCGUCAUUUUUAUUAUUAUUUGUUAUAGUGCCAAUAUCAUAAUACGCUGUGAAAAUUGCAGCUCUACCAGUUACGGUUCAUGAUAUACAGCCCGCAAACAGACAAACGGAUGGACAGUGGAGGUUAAUUAGGUCCCGUUGCCACUCUUCGAGUAUAGAUCACUAAUAACGAACGACGCCAGCGUAUUAGAAAAUAACUCUUGAUAAUAGGUUUGUUUUUGGAGAUAAAGCUCUUGUGGCAAAUCUUUUAUGAAUUUGUCUUGUGAACUACCGAGAUUUGGUCCCAGUGUGCCUCAGUCGUCAAAGAAAGCAUUGUUUAUUGUUAUUUAUUUACGCUAAAUCUUUCCUUGUGAUGGUGUGUUCCUUUGUAUGUAUGUGUUUGUUACGGCCAUUACAAUAAUAACAAUACAGUAUUGUUUCCCAGCAUUCAUUAAAUGAUUCAUUUAUAAAAUGA